UUGUGUUGAAAUUGUUAAUGAAAAUUCGAAGUUACGUGAAAGUGUAUUGGUUGUUUCAAAAUAAUGCGUAAAUCGUAUGUAAUUUUUUAAAAACAAAUCAUUUGGUAAAGAAUAAUAUUGUAACGAUAGUUUAUUUGUUGAGAUUUGCAAUAUGAGCCUGUUUAGUUCUGGAGGAUUUGGUACUAGCACUGGAGUGUUUAAUAACACUACGACAGGGACACAGAACCCAAUGAAAGAUUUUGAAGUUGUGUCACCUCCUGAUGAUUCCAUUAGCAGUUUAGCUUUUAGUCCAGCGUCUUUACCGCAGAACUUUUUAAUUGCCGGCAGUUGGGAUAAUCAGAUAAGAUGCUGGGAAGUUCAGAAUUCUGGACAAACAAUACCAAAAGCUCAACAGACUCAUCAAGGGCCUGUUUUAGAUGUUGCCUGGAGUGAUGAUGGUACCAAAGUUUUUUCUGCUUCUUGUGAUAAAACUGUCAAGAUGUGGGAUCUCAAUAGUAAUCAAGCAAUACCCAUUGCCCAGCAUGAUGCACCUGUUAAAACUGUUCAUUGGAUUAAGGCUCCUAAUUAUUCAUGUAUCAUGACAGGUAGCUGGGAUAAAACUUUAAAAUUUUGGGAUACAAGGACUCCAAAUCCAAUGCUUGUUCUAAAUUUACCUGAAAGAUGUUACUGUGCAGAUGUAGUAUAUCCCAUGGCUGUUGUUGGAACUGCUGGAAGAGGAAUAAUUGUGUAUCAACUUGAAGGACAACCUCAAGAAUUUAAAAAAGUAGAAUCACCAUUAAAAUACCAACAUCGCUGUGUAUCAAUAUUUUUGGAUAAAAAAUCUCAGCCAUGUGGAUUUGCACUUGGCAGUGUUGAAGGAAGAGUUGCUAUUCAAUAUGUCAAUCCACAAAAUCCUAAAGAUAACUUCACGUUCAAAUGCCAUCGUUCAAACGGUACCUCUAAUGGAUAUCAAGAUAUUUAUGCUGUAAAUGACAUUGCAUUUCACCCUGUUCAUGGUACCUUGGCAACCAUUGGAUCUGAUGGAAGAUUCAGUUUCUGGGAUAAAGAUGCAAGGACAAAAUUAAAAACUUCUGAACAAAUGGAUCAACCUCUCACUAGGUGCUGUUUCAAUGCUCGAGGAGAAAUAUUUGCUUAUUCUGUUAGUUAUGAUUGGUCUAAAGGACAUGAAUUUUACAAUCCUCAGAAGAAAAACUACAUCUAUUUACAUUCAUGUUUUGAAGAACUGAAACCCAGAAAUAAAAACUAAAAAAGGCUCAUGGAACUCUGUGAAAACAGACCAUGACUGAAGAAUUUGGCAUUUAAGGAAUGUGCAUAAAUUGAUGUAAUCUACUUUUGUGCCAUUGUAUUAUAAUUGUUCAUCAUUCAUAAAUCCAAAUCAUUAAAAUUUCCUUUCAACA
Messenger RNA from Argiope bruennichi, 1397 nucleotides. It is a transcript of the gene Rae1, whose product is annotated as mRNA export factor-like. NCBI's taxonomy places the organism in Eukaryota, Metazoa, Arthropoda, Arachnida, Araneae, Araneidae. The transcript is spliced from 11 exons. Gene Ontology annotation, molecular function: RNA binding; ubiquitin binding. Gene Ontology annotation, cellular component: nuclear pore. Bases 152 to 1246 code for a protein of 364 amino acids. Gene Ontology annotation, biological process: transcription-dependent tethering of RNA polymerase II gene DNA at nuclear periphery; RNA export from nucleus. The record is from RefSeq and is a predicted model, not a curated record.